CAAAGUCACAUCUUAUAACAGUACAGAAUCAUUAAAGACACUGUGUAAACUUAUUUGCAUGAAUGGAAAAUAAAAAAGAAGGAAAAGAUCUGGAAAUGUUGAGAAAAUCUGUUCAACGACUAACUGUUGUUAUCAAACAUGUGAAGAUAACAGCUAACAUGUGUACCUCAGCCUCAGAUGAAGUUUUAUUCCAGAAGAUUGACACUAAAGGUGUUAUUACCCUGAACAGACCAAAAGCUUUAAAUGCCUUGAAUUUAUCCAUGAUCAGAAAGAUCUUUCCUGUGUUAACAGAAUGGGAAAAUGAUCCUAAAACAAAAAUGGUGAUAAUUAAAGGUGCUGGAGAUAAAGCUUUCUGUGCUGGUGGAGAUGUUAGAGCUGUUACUGAAGCGGGAAAAGUAGGAGACAGAUUAUCUCAAGAUUUCUUUAAAGAAGAAUAUAUUUUAAAUAAUAAAAUCGGCACAUAUGAGGUUCCAUAUAUAGCAUUGAUAAAUGGAAUCACAAUGGGAGGGGGUGUAGGAUUAUCAGUACAUGGUGCCUUCCGAGUAGCCUCAGAAAAAACAGUUUUUGCUAUGCCAGAAACAGCUAUAGGUUUAUUUCCUGAUGUAGGUGGAGGUCAUUUCUUACCUAGAUUAGGGGGUAAAUUAGGUAUUUACCUAGCUUUAACAGGAUUUAGAUUAAAAGGAAGAGAUGUACAUAAAGCAGGAGUAGCUACACAUUUUGUUCAAGACAAUCAGAUUGAAGAAUUGGAAAAAUCAUUACUUGAAAUGCAUGAUCCAACUGCACAAGAUAUUCAUCAUGUUUUAGAUAAAUUUCAGAAAAAUAGUACAGAUAUUCCUGAUAAAGAUUUUAUACUUGCCAAAGAUAUGGAGAAGAUUAACAGACUGUUUGAUGGUAAAACCAUGGAAGAAAUCUACCAGAAUUUAGAGAAAGAUGGUUCAGAAUGGGCAACAACACAACUAAAUACAUUAAAGAAAAUGUCUCCAACAUCAAUGAAAGUAACAUUGCGUCAGCUGUUAGAAGGAGAAACAAUGACCUUACAGGAUUGUCUUGUCAUGGAAUAUAGAAUUAGUCAGCGAUGUAUAGAGGACCAGGAUUUCUAUGAAGGAGUUAGAGCUGUUUUAGUAGACAAAGAUCAAAGUCCUCAAUGGAAACCAGCUGUUAUAGAGGGUGUGACCCCACAAAGAGUUGAAUGGUAUUUCUCUCCCCUUCCAGAAGAGAGGGAGCUUCAGUUAUGAUGAUACUGACAUCAUUAGAGUGUUUAAACAAAUGAAUAUGUAAUCAUGUGAUGAAGAUUGUUAAGAGUCAAGACUUUAUAUUACAUGAACAUUUUGAGAAACACCAUUUAUUUGAAAAAAAAAUCAUUGAAAGAGUUUUAUAAAGCUUAUAUUGUUAUAUAGAAAUUUAUUGAUUAAUUUUGUCAUUCAGUAUCACUUUUGUAUUAAGAUUUACAUGUGGAGGUUGAACAUUUUCAAGAUCUAAAUGUUUG
Mytilus trossulus (common blue mussel) is the source of this 1486-nucleotide messenger RNA. Its product is annotated as 3-hydroxyisobutyryl-CoA hydrolase, mitochondrial-like. The transcript has 13 exons. NCBI's taxonomy places the organism in Eukaryota, Metazoa, Mollusca, Bivalvia, Mytilida, Mytilidae. Gene Ontology annotation, molecular function: 3-hydroxyisobutyryl-CoA hydrolase activity. Gene Ontology annotation, biological process: L-valine catabolic process. The record is from RefSeq and is a predicted model, not a curated record. Gene Ontology annotation, cellular component: mitochondrion. The coding region runs from base 63 to 1235 and encodes 390 amino acids.